This is a messenger RNA of Penicillium pulvis, 2505 nucleotides long. RefSeq names its product putative spindle pole body associated protein SnaD. The record is from RefSeq and is a predicted model, not a curated record. NCBI's taxonomy places the organism in Eukaryota, Fungi, Ascomycota, Eurotiomycetes, Eurotiales, Aspergillaceae. The transcript has a single exon. The coding region runs from base 1 to 2505 and encodes 834 amino acids.
AUGGCCAACUCUGGCUACACGUCGCCUUUUCCAACGUCUCACGACACCAUCGGACAGUCCACAUUAGCGACGCCCCUUUUCAUGCCUUCCUCCCCACCUCGCCACCAGUCCAGCCCAUCGCCCCCAAGUCCCAUCUCUGAGCGCUUCGAGCCGGAACAUGAAUAUGACGAUCACAACGAUGAUCACGAGCACGACUUAGAUAAUGAGGAUGAGGAUGAGUUACGGCAUUACUCACAUCACUCCACUUUACGAAGCCCUACUGCAUCUGAUCUAGAUGCGCGCCUCAAUGAAUACACUUUGGACUUCGGCCAAUUCCCCAGCGGUCAAUUCGGUGAUGGAGAAGACAUGCCGCUCCCUGAUCUAAACGACGAAGAUGAAAGACUCUCCGACGUGGGUGGCCCAGAGGACUUCACCGCAAACAUGGAGAAAUAUUUGAUGGGCGAAGGCAUGUCGAGUGCGCGGAAGGCUCGUAGCAACGAGGCCAGCGCAGACGGAUCCGCAUUGCGAUCUUCUUUGAGAUCAAAACAGCCAGUCGUCGAAGAAGAGCCGGAGCUAGGGGAAGACAGUGAAUUUGGACCGCCAGUGGAUAUGUCCACUCCGUCGCAUAUGUUGCACAGGACCAGUGCCCUCGCUAAAGACUCGACUCACCUUGAUGGUAUUGACGAGGUAGACUCUAAUGAUGGACUCCCAAGCCCGGGAUCCCCAUCAUCUCGCAAGAUGUCCGAUGCCUCGAGAGACGAGGCGCUAGAACGAGAAGAGCGCUUGCAAGAACGCAUCGCACAACUUGAAGAAGAGGCACAGGACAGAGAUGACCAGCUUCUUCAGAAUCGCGACCAUUUGUUGGAAGCGGCCUCGGCUGGCGAGCAAAUUCGGCAUUUGCAGGUAGAGCUCCAACACAAGAAUGAUCAGAUCGAGGAGUUGGGGGCCAAAGAAGCCGAAUCGGCAUUGCUUCGUGAACGGGUUCUGUCAUUACAAAAGCAGGCCGCUGAGCAUGAAAAGCUUCAGCAAGCAAUUCCGCAACCUCCGGACUUUGGCUCAAUUCAACAGGACAUUCGUGAUAUGCAAAAACAACUCCAGAACAAGGAUUCGCAGAGUUCCUUGGAUACGGAGCGACUGGAGACAAUCGCCCAUCUACGACAGCAACUCAGUCUCACCCAAGAGCAAGUGAAGCAACGCGACGCGACCUUGGAUGAGACUCUUGCAAAAUUGAGGGAUGUUACCCUCGCCAAGGAAGUACUGCUUCGUGAGAAGAACGCUGAGAUCGAUCGCUUCAAGGCGGAUCUUGACGACCAGGCUCUUGAGAAUGAGAAAUUGGAAACCGAGCUAGAUCGCGUGAAUGCCGAUUAUGAAGCCCUUGAGGAUCGCCUAACCAACCUCGAAAUCAAGAACCAGCCCCUAGAAGAGAGGAAUCAAUCUCUUGAGGCCGAUCUCUCUCGCGUCCAGUCCCAGGUGGAAGCACAAGAGACUGCUUUGAAAGCUGUGGCUGCAGAUCUGCCCAUGAGCAGUCGCAGUACUUAUAGUGAGAUCCUGGACCUGAUCAAGGACCUUGGUCCUCCGGAGCCUGAACUGGACCUUGCAUCUCCUGUGCAAGGUAAAUUCCCAGUGAAUACGAAUGUGCACAAUAUGGGCGACGAAAUCGCCAGGUUCCAGCAAGAGCUUCAGGACGCUACAGCGGCUCAGAAGGCCGCAGAAGUUGAAGCCAACCGCCUCCGAGAACAAGCAAUGGAAACGCAAGCUCUCAUCAAAACCAUCGAAUCUGAGAACCUCCGCCUUGCCACCCGCGUGGAAGAGCUGACUACGACCCUCAACAAGACCCAACACGACCUAACACGGACACAAGAAGAGCACGCCGAAUGCCUCGAAACCAUCGCCCGUCUACAAGAGGAGGCAAGUCGUCAGCCUCCUAACCCACCUUCAUCGCCGCCAAAACCUGCUAUCAACGAGCAACAAAGCGUUCCGAACACGGCUGCCAUGGAAGAGGCCCACCAAGCGCAGAUCAAAAGCCUUCAAACAGCGCACUCUACCGCUGUAUCAACCCUCCGCUCAUCACACGCCGAGUCCAUGCGCAAGAUCCGCGACCUUCUUACGGCCGCUGAAGAACGCGAGGCUAAUCUUCGUGUCGAUCUCACUACCUUGCGCACCUCAGUAUCCACACAAGAAUCUCAACUGCGCAAGUCUUUCAAAUCAGAAGUCAGGCGUCUGGAAGCCGUCAUUGCGGCUAAGGAUGAAACUGCCGUUGCAAUUGACCAACGCAUUGCCAUGUCUGUUGACAAGCGAGAACGGGAGUGGGAGCGUCGCGUAGACCUCCUUCUCAAGGAGCGCGAUCGUAUGGCUAAAGCAUUGAUGAUGUACUGGGGUGAGAAAGAGAUGGGUCCUGGCCCUGGUGUUCUUGCUGAAGGGAAGGAAAAUCGUCGUCGUGAAGGAGAUAAGGAGACGAAGCAGGGUCAAGCGUAUCGGUACAAGUACACGAAGAGCCGGUCCAAGAGUGGGGAGAGGAAGGCAUAA